AUGGAGGGGGUCACAGUUGGCCAGGUAUUCGAUGCGGAAUGCAUCCUCAGCAAACGGCCGAAAAAGGGCAAGUUUGAGUAUUUGGUGAAGUGGAGAGGGUGGUCGUCCAAGCACAACAGCUGGGAGCCAGAGGAAAAUAUUUUGGACCCGAGGCUUCUGGCAGCAUUUCACAAGAGAGAACAAGAGAGGGAGCUUCUGUUCCAGAAGAAAGGAAAGAGGCCGAGAGGACGUCCGCGGAAGAUUCUGCCACCCGAACCAGCUGCUGCGAAAGACAGCCGCUCCUCGUCCUCCUCUUCCUCUGGCCUUUCGUCAUCCGCUUGCUCCUCUUCCUCAGAGGAUGAAGAUCACACAAAGAAGGCGAAGCCCAGCCCUCGCGUCCAUCCUGUCCCCCAGAAGAGGCCACAGAUCGUGCUGGCCAAACCAGAUCCUCCCCGCAAGAAUAAGCGUGGGAGGAAGCCACUCCACCCUGAUCUGAGGGCUUUAAGACAAGCGAAGAGCAGACCGCCUCCUCCUCCUCCCCCUCCCCCUCCUCCACGCCACCACCAGGUGCUCAGAUCGCCCAGGGAGGAGCCUCGACCUGGGGUGAAGAAACCUCUGCAGCCGGCCAGCUUCACCUACACAGGGCUGAGCAGGAGCUCCAGAGAUGAGGCUGCCUCCGCCUCCCAGACCUCCGCCAGCUCCUUCUCCCAGACUGCCGCCUCUAAAUCCGGAUCCCUCAGCUGCAUUUGGACCAGUCGCUCCAUGUCUCCGUCCUCCGGCUCCUCCUACAACAAAACCAGUCCGUCCCCUCAAAGUAAGAACUCUCUGUCGGAGCUGAAGCGUUCCAUCUCAGAAACAGGCUGCAGCCGAGGUGACGGGUUUAAGAUGUCUCAGCUGAAACAAGGUGGAGGUUCGGGGUCGGUGGGUUUGCACAGCAGCUUCGGAGGAGGCCAGACAGUCCAGCGCUCGCCGCUGGGCCAGAGGAGGCAGGAAGGUCAGACCGGGUUGGUUCAACACAAGCAGCAGAACUCCAUCCUCUCCAAACCGUCGUCCUCGCCGACGCCUCGAGACCGAGCCAACCAGGCGCUCAGCCUCCGAGCCCUCAACCUGCAGAGCGUCAGCAAGCCGCCAGCUGGCAGCAGCCAUCAGGGAAACAACACAAGCGGCGCCGGAGCUGCAGCGUCCAGGUCUAGCUUGAGGAGUGGCGGCAGCAUCGUUGUGAAGGGAGGAGUAGGUAGUAUGAAAGACACUCUAACAUCCGCCGGUGGGCAGCGCGCUGGUCUGGCAGCAGGCGGCGGUGCAGACCAGGGGAGGCUCAGAGACGACAGGGGGAAGGAGAUGUUAGCGGACGCUAAGAAGCUGACAGGAAGCGGCUCGGGCCGAGGGAACGGCAGCGGGAGGCACGAGGAGAGGAAACACGGGCUCAGCUCUCAGAACCGGAGUCUGAACGAGCUCAGCACCGGCGACUCGGACGAGACCAGCAGCAGCGAAUCGGAGCACGACGCCUCCCUGUAUCCAAACAACAGCAGGCCCAGCCUCGGAAAUGACGCCACAGAGUCUGACACGGAAACGGACUGGCGGCCAGCCCGGAGCCUCCUGGAACACGUGUUCGUCACCGACGUCACGGCCAACUUCAUCACGGUGACGGUGAAGGAGUCGCCGACCAGCGUGGGAUUCUUCAACUCACGGAAUCACUGAAGGACGUCUGUGACGAUGCCUCAGUCUGCAGAGCUGAGCUGGACCGAACUGUCUGACAACUCUUCCCAUGACAGCUCUCAGGGUUCCUGCACCACUCUGGAUGUUUAUCUACAGAGACUCAUUCUCAGCUCUUUAUAUGCUUAGAAAUGCACAACAAGUUUGGGAGACUUACCAUGUCGUCCGAACCACAGCUUCUGUGGUUUCAGUCAUCCAGCGAUGUUACAUAAGACGUAGAGGACAAAGACACAGUGGAGACAUCAAACUGAAGAAGAAUUUCCUUUGGUCAAGUGUUUGUUGAAACAGUGUAGGAGCCCUGAUGUUAGACCCUGUUUACACCUGAUAUUCAAAUGCAGUCUGUGUCUGGAGAAGCGAAAAUGAAGUCCUGGAAGUACAGUUUGUCCAUCCAUCCAUCCAUCGCCCUGCAUCCACCUGAUGUAGUUAACGUCUGGGCGCGGAGGUCAGAGUGCUUCAGCCAGAUUCACUUUCUCUUAGUGGUGUCUAGACAUGCAGAUCCGGUCAGUGUCGGAGAUCUUUGCAACGUCCACUUCAAUACAAUGGAGGUCAGUGGAUUUUUGUUUGUGGUGGUGCUGUUAAAAUGAAGGAAAACCACUGAUCAGGGGCUUACAAUCAGGGUAAUUCUGUGAUAAUACUAUUCUUGGCAAUAUGACAAAACGUGGAGCGCAGCUUGCCAAAGAUUCAGCCAUGCUGAGCUGAUGUAGUUUGUCUGCUUGGUUUAGAUCUCACAGCCACUCUCCUCACAGGAUCUUUGGCUCUCCUCGUACUCGAUCGGGUGCUUCACCUCGAGGUGGUGAAAUAAGUUUCGGUUACAGUCCUCUGGCACUUCUUAGAUGCCACCAUGGUUCGUUGUACAUGUGCAAAAGGCUGCGCCAGCUAUACGUAAAUUCAAACGUAGCCUAGUUUGAAGAUAAUGUCUACCUAAGGACUGUUUACAUAUUACUAACAUUUUAAAGGUUGCAUCAGCUGAAAUAGUUCCAACAUAGACAUGAGUUACAACUUCAGUCUUACACCGAGUUUGUGCAAAGUCCUCCGUAAAAUAGUGGUUGGCAUGAAGCAUCGUUCUGAAAGGGGGGAUAACUGGGAGGAUGAGGAGGAGAGAAUUAUACCAGCUACAAACUACUCCUGUAACAGUAUACAGUAUACUCCUGUAACAGUGCACAAACCGUAACGGUACACAGACUACACCUGUAGCAGUUUACGGUGCUGUAGUGUUGGUAUAUAGAGUUAGAUAACUUUCUAAUUAACAGCUACUAAUUUAUAACAGUUUGUUAGUGUCAGCAUCAUUAUGUGUUUGUUAUAACAUUAUGUCAUCUGUCCAACGAUAGCGUACCAUUAUAUUAGCCCAUGUUGUAGUUUAUUGGUUUCACCACUCGAUGUCACUGUUGUUGUUAUUGAACUUCCUGUAGAUCAAGGUUGUUUGCUUGUCGCCUAAUCUUGAUGCUGCAUCCUCAUCUUAGCACCUUUUUGUUGUUGUUUGGUGAUUAAUGUUAGCUAUUUUUAGCAGUUAGCCUCUUCGCUAUUGCAUACCAAAGUGUGAAAGACGAACGGACAACAUGGUCAUAAACAGCACAUUAAGAACUGUGCUUUUCACUGAUUGAACACAGUUAUUUUCUGCGACAAUAUGUUGGUGAGUUUGGGCCAGAUUAGUUCAGGUGAGCCUUUCGUCUCCGCGGUGCAACCAAACAUUGUGUCAUUUAAUGUGGCGCCUGCAGCCUAUCGUGAGUGAGAACUUGCGUAUAGCUGGAGCAACAGAUGCCUGAUCUUUUGUACCCAGACCACCUCCACAUGACUUUAGUCGCUCCUGUUUGUUGAACUAACUCCUCUCCUCCAGCUACGGAGCUGUAGCAAUGCUAAGUCAGCUUUCAGCCAUGCUUGUUGCUGCGUGCUGCGAAAUUUUUAUCAUAUUGAAAAUAUUGUAGUGAAUGAUAUGACAUGGCACACCCCCUCUGCAGGCCUCACUGAGGAUCGUUGGGUGGGUAUAAAUUGUAACUUUUUGAAUGGAGUUUGGUUUGAAGUCAGUGUGUUGAAGUUUCACGCUUCAGUACAUUGACAAUUUCCAAGCUCUUUUUCCAGAGCUUCACCAGCACAGUGUUGUCCUCGCAUGAAUGGAGCUUUCUAUAUGGAAAUUUUGGUCAUGUGAUAACAGGUGAUUGUAUAACCUGCUAUCAUGUAACUGCUCCAUCCAGUGAUGAAGACUGUCAGCUGCAGUUGAAAGUCCUCUUGAUCAAAUCAGGUGAUGAAUCAGUUGAUGAAUCUUGAGCACCAUUAGCUGCUUCUCUCAGUUUACAGAUUGUGUUUUAUUAGCAGGUGUAAAAAUGGGCUUUAAUAACUACAGAUGGAUGUAUAACACCACCUCUCCAGUGCCUCAGGUUCUUCCAGAGGCUAUCGAGCCCACUGCCACGCCUCAGCUGCUUGUGAUGAUUAGCUUGAGUAGGACUUCUUGUGCUUGUUGGACCUGUAUCCAGACUAAAUAUAUGGCUUUAUCCAGGGCAGCAUGUUUAAAAGAAAAAUUCAAAAAACUAAAAAAAGAAGUGAAGUCUUUCUGUGACCAGUAAGUUUUCAUCCAUACACGAAUCCACUCUGGGUUUUUGUAAACAUCUUUCAUUUGUCUUUGGACCAAAGGUGUUAAGAAUGUGAAUUAUCUUGUUUUUGAUUUUAAUUAUUGACAGUAUUCCUUGCACUACGCACAGUAUAAAUGUAAGCUGAUUUCUUCUCAUCUCAGAAGAGACAUUCCAUCAUCACUUAUAUUUGCCAAUUUUAUACCAUUUUAAUACAUUUGCCGUCACAGUGUCUUUGGAUUUGAAAUAUGUGUUAAUUUAUAUUUGUAAAUAUUUUUUUUUUCAUGUGAUAUCUGAUCUCUAUCUGGUGCUCAUAUUGGCUUACUAGCUUCAGAUACUUGUAGCCUGUGUGCCUCUCUGCCAUUUUGAAGGUAUUAGAAAAAACCCAUAAGUACAUAAACGAUGAAAACGUCCCGUGUGGAUUCUCGUCAUGUUUUGCGCUGUGGCUGCUGUUCACAUCUUCACCAGCAGAUGUCCCCAUUGGACAGUAAAUCAAGCUCCUGGCUUCAGUUUCAUACUUAAUCCUGUUUGCUGAUUUUGUUGAUGGACAAACUGAGAUUAAUAAACCAAGUGAACACAUUAACAAACGGUGCAAACAGGUGAAUAAUCCAUGUGAUUGAAAAGAUUAAUGAACCAAACAGAUGAAUAAAUCAAGUGAGGAGACGGAUUAAUGAAGCAAGCGAACAAAUUAACAAAUGGAGGAAGCAGAUUAAUUGUGUGAAUUAAUGGAUUAAUGAACAGAACAAACAGAAAUAAUUCAAGUGAGCGGAUAAAUACACUGAGUGAAUGGAUUAAUAAAUGAUUGAUAAAUCUGGCUUCAUUAUAACAAACAAAAAAACAACACAGUGUUUCAUCUAAAACU
This is a messenger RNA of Chelmon rostratus (copperband butterflyfish), 5115 nucleotides long. RefSeq names its product chromobox protein homolog 2-like. Gene Ontology annotation, cellular component: PRC1 complex; heterochromatin. Lineage: Eukaryota; Metazoa; Chordata; Actinopteri; Chaetodontiformes; Chaetodontidae. The transcript has 5 exons. The record is from RefSeq and is a predicted model, not a curated record. Gene Ontology annotation, biological process: negative regulation of transcription by RNA polymerase II. Bases 1 to 1677 code for a protein of 558 amino acids.